Tripterygium wilfordii is the source of this 1244-nucleotide messenger RNA. RefSeq lists its product as uncharacterized. The transcript has 4 exons. Lineage: Eukaryota; Viridiplantae; Streptophyta; Magnoliopsida; Celastrales; Celastraceae. The record is from RefSeq and is a predicted model, not a curated record. The coding region runs from base 240 to 767 and encodes 175 amino acids.
GCUACCCCCUUCUCUCUCUUGUCUUUUCUAUAAAUCAGAGACGACCUCUUCGUUGCUAACCUUCUUUCAUUCUCCUCAAAUAGCUCUAACUUCUGUUUGAUCACUUUCACCGUUUAACGGUCCUUCUCCUCUUUUUUUCGUUUUUUCUUUUUCUUUUUUUUUUUCGAUUUUUGUGGAGUGUUCUCGUUCGCGAGUGGAGCUGUACAGUUAAGGCUUUUGUUGGUAGAGAUCAAAGAGAGAUGAAUCAUUGUGCGAUCCAACGGAACGCCUGUGCAAUCCGCGAGGACUACCGGGGCUCCGUGGCAUCCGUUGUGUGUCCUAAACCGCGUCGUCUAGGUCUUCUAAACGGGAGUGGUACCGACCACCAUCCUGUCAGGUCCCUCAGAUGGCAGCUCAGCCAUCAAGUGGAGCUUUGCGAUUCCACAUCAGGAAAUGAUGUUUUGGAUGUCAUCCUUACAAAGGGUGGCUAUGAUGUGGAACUGCCUUCACCAACACAAGUAGUCUUGUCGCCCCCAUAUUUUUGUGGGUCUCCGCCAAGCAGAGUAGCUAACCCAUUAAUACAAGAUGCUCGAUUUGGGGAUGAAAAGAUCAUCCCAUUCUCUCCGUUGUCACCGAUUGCACCUCCAUCCGGACAGUCUUCUCCAUCAUCUGCAAGGAAUGGAGGCUGCAUUCGGGCAAAUUUUGGAAGCAAGCCAGUGGUGAGAAUCGAGGGGUUUGAUUGCCUGGACAGGGAUAGGCGAAAUUGCAGUAUCCCUGCACUUGCUUAGAAACCUAAUUCUAUCAGGCAAGUAUAUAGUGAACAAGGAGCUGAGUCACUUGAAGUCACAUAGCAGUACCACUAGAGGAGUUUUGACAUUCUCAAUAGAGGAAAACAAGGGAGAGAUCCAUUGAUGUUGUAAAUAUGUUUGAAGGGUUCUCUGUGUCGUAAAUCAUGUGUAAGUAAAUGAAAUGUUCUUCAAAAUAAAGAUGAGUUUGUAGGUUUUAUGAAGUAGUAGGUGGUAUAUAAAGAGGGGAUUGGUUUGGGUUCUGCUGAAACAUCUAUCUCAAUCCAUCCCAUCCCAUAUUGUAAAGAAGUAUCAAGGGAGGAUGGUAGUCUUUUUUGGUUUUGUUUCUCUUUUGUAACUUGUAAGGCCUUGAAAUUUCGAAAGCGGCUUCUCUUCAAAAUUUGUACAAAAGCCAAGUUGCUGUUGAAGUAGUGAUUUCUAAUGUAAAUAAACAUUUUCUGUGUUUAGUUUUUACUGUUA